Messenger RNA from Magallana angulata, 857 nucleotides. RefSeq names its product perlucin-like protein. The record is from RefSeq and is a predicted model, not a curated record. The coding region runs from base 52 to 747 and encodes 231 amino acids. The transcript is spliced from 6 exons. Gene Ontology annotation, molecular function: signaling receptor activity. Lineage: Eukaryota; Metazoa; Mollusca; Bivalvia; Ostreida; Ostreidae.
GGUAUAAAUGUUAAAGUCGAGGAAAGCAGACACCGAUUUCCCGAAUUCAAUAUGAAAUAUCUGCUGACUUUGUGUGUUACAACCCUAACCGCAAUAGUAGCGGAAGCCACUUUGGGCACAGACUAUUCACCGAAUUCAAUAACCGGCGGAUUACACGAAAUAUUGGCCAAUGGUCCUUCUCUGAGCUCUGUGCCCCACCUCUCUGAUCCUGUCCCGCCCACUGGGCCAGGGUACGCCUCGGCGGCAUCGAUGGGCGCCUCGCCAAACAGGCGGGCCUACGACAUGUUUGGGCACGCGGAGCCCGACCGUGGGGCCAAUCCCUGCCCCUACGGAUGGUUCGGCUUCAAGGACAGCUGCUAUCUGCUAAGCAGUGAUGAAAAACCCUGGGUGAACGCAGCAAUACAAUGUGCCAGUAUGCAUGCUCAUUUGGCCUGUAUAGAAACAGCUGAGGAAAACGAGUUCCUGAGAAGACUUUUGAAAGAAAUAAGAGUGGACCAAGGAUGCUGGCACGGUCUGAACGAACUCCUGCACCCCGGCACAGAGACUUACGGGUGGGGGUUGACCCAGCAGGCCUGUACCAAAUACGACUGGUACGGUGGGGAGCCGGUGAGUCCCCCCUCGGGGAACCACCUUUGUGGGAUGUUCUUCCAGGCCUACGAUUACCACUGGCACGUGGGGGAAUGUACUAAGCCAUACCGAUACAUCUGUGAAAUGAAAAAGGGACAGCCGUGCUUGUGUCAGUUGUAGCUAGACCGGAACACAACAUUGAACGACCAUGACGCACUUGAACUUAAAUUGUUGAAAGAUUUGUAGGUAGUAAAUAUUUGAAAUAAAUAUUCAGCAACUGUGUUACUGAU